Messenger RNA from Oncorhynchus keta (chum salmon), 1460 nucleotides. RefSeq lists its product as uncharacterized. The transcript has 2 exons. Bases 70 to 753 code for a protein of 227 amino acids. NCBI's taxonomy places the organism in Eukaryota, Metazoa, Chordata, Actinopteri, Salmoniformes, Salmonidae. The record is from RefSeq and is a predicted model, not a curated record.
UGAGCGAGCUGGGGAGAGAAAGAGAGAAGGCAGAACGACCCAGGUGUCGUAUCAACACAGCGAGGCAGCAUGGAGGUCCUCUGUUCAGCGAGGCAGCAUGGAGGUCCUCUGUUCAGCGAGGCAGCAUGGAGGUCCUCUGUUCAGCGAGGCAGCAUGGAGGUCCUCUGUUCAGCGAGGCAGCACGGAGGUCCUCUGUUCAGCGAGGCAGCAAGGAGGUCCUCUGUUCAGCGAGGCAGCACGGAGGUCCUCUGUUCAGCGAGGCAGCACGGAGGUCCUCUGUUCAGCGAGGCAGCACGGAGGUCCUCUGUUCAGCGAGGCAGCACGGAGGUCCUCUGUUCAGCGAGGCAGCACGGAGGUCCUCUGUUCAGCGAGGCAGCACGGAGGUCCUCUGUUCAGCGAGGCAGCACGGAGGUCCUCUGUUCAGCGAGGCAGCACGGAGGUCCUCUGUUCAGCGAGGCAGCACGGAGGUCCUCUGUUCAGCGAGGCAGCACGGAGGUCCUCUGUUCAGCGAGGCAGCACGGAGGUCCUCUGUUCAGCGAGGCAGCACGGAGGUCCUCUGUUCAGCGAGGCAGCAUGGAGGUCCUCUGUUCUCUGACAGCGAGGCAGCAUGGAGGUCCUCUGUUCUCUGACAGCAAGGCAGCAUGGAGGUCCUCUGUUCAGCGAGGCAGCAUGGAGGUCCUCUGUUCUCUGACAGCAAGGCAGAGCUCUACACCUAGAGGAGAGAGACUAGAUGUAUCAGUGUUUUACACCUAGAGGAGAGAGAGACUAGAUGUAUCAGUGUUUUACACCUAGAGGAGAGAGAGACUAGAUGUAUCAGUGUUUUACACCUAGAGGAGAGAGAGACUAGAUGUAUCAGUGUUUUACACCUAGAGGAGAGAGACUAGAUGUAUCAGUGUUUUACACCUAGAGGAGAGAGACCAGAUGUAUCAGUGUUUUACACCUAGAGGAGAGAGACCAGAUGUAUCAGUGUUUUACACCUAGAGGAGAGAGACCAGAUGUAUCAGUGUUUUACACCUAGAGGAGAGAGAGACUAGAUGUAUCAGUGUUUUACACCUAGAGGAGAGAGACCAGAUGUAUCAGUGUUUUACACCUAGAGGAGAGAGAGACCAGAUGUAUCAGUGUUUUACACCUAGAGGAGAGAGACUAGAUGUAUCAGUGUUUUACACCUAGAGGAGAGAGAGACCAGAUGUAUCAGUGUUUUACACCUAGAGGAGAGAGACCAGAUGUAUCAGUGUUUUACACCUAGAGGAGAGAGACCAGAUGUAUCAGUGUUUUACACCUAGAGGAGAGAGAGACUAGAUGUAUCAGUGUUUUACACCUAGAGGAGAGAGACUAGAUGUAUCAGUGUUUUACACCUAGAGGAGAGAGAGACUAGAUGUAUCAGUGUUUUACACCUAGAGGAGAGAGAGACUAGAUGUAUCAGUGUUUUACACCUAGAGGAGAGAGACUAGAUGUAUCAG